AUGCAUUUCCAGAAGCUCACCGUUCUGGCCUCGGCCCUCCUCGCCCAGGAGGCCCUGGCCGGCAGCGCCCACCGUUUCGCCCACCGCGAGUAUCACGACAAGAAGGACGUCGUCUACGCCCACACCGAGGUCGAGACCGUUGUCGAAUGGGUCACUGUCACCGCCUGGGACCCCCCAGAGAGCCAGCCUACCAAGGUGGUCUCCGUCUUCAAGGGCCACCACAGCGCGCCCCCACCGCCCCCUCCGCCUCCGCCUCCGGCCCCGACCACCACUUCGACUUCGUCGACCUCGUCGUCGUCGUCGACCUCGGUCGCCCCGGUCGUUCCUGCUCCUGCUACCACCCUGGCCACCUCUAUCAAGCCCCAGGUCCAGGUUGCCCAGGCCUCUCAGCCUCCGGCUCUCAAGGCCGAGGCCAAUGUCGAUGUGAGCGUCGGCCUUGGCAUCGGCGGCGGCAGUGUCAGCACCCCCGCUGCCUCUCCGACCGGCUCCACCGGCGGUUCCAGCGGCGCCCCCAGCGGCGGCAACAAGCGUGGUCUCGCCUACAACCAGGGCAACCUCCUGAGCGCCUUCCUGAACUCCGGCACCAAGUGCAACUGGAGCUACAACUGGGGUCAGACCAAGGAUGCUGGCGCCCCCGACUCGCUCGAGUUCGUCCCCAUGAUGUGGGGCCCCGGUCCCAACCACGAGCCCACCUGGCCCAGCAGCGCCGAGAAGGCCAUCGCGGCCGGCACCAAGGACUUCCUGUCCUUCAACGAGUGCGACCACCCCGGCCAGUGCAACAUGAGCCCCUCCGACACUGCUGCCGCCCACAUCCGCCUCAUGAACCCCUACCAGGGCCGCGUUCGCAUCAGCGCUCCCGCCAUCACCAACUCCAACUCCCCUGGCCAGGGUAUCGACUGGCUCAAGCAGUUCUUCGCUGCCUGCAAUGGCAAGUGCGCCGUCGACUUUUGCGCUGCCCAUUGGUACUCGCCUGCCGACCCUGACGAGUUCCUUUCCCACAUGGUCAACGUCCACAACGCCUGCCAGGGUAAGCCCGUCUGGAUCACCGAGUUUGCCCCCUUCGGCAGCGACGACCAGAUCGAUGCCUUCCUCAAGAAGGUCAUGAACGCCAUGGACAACGACCCCAAGUACAACUUCAUCGAGCGCUACAGCUACUUCAUGGUCGGCCCCGGCUCCAUGAUCAGCUCCGGCACCUCGCUCUCCAGCUAUGGCAAGACCUUCGCCUACGGCUCUUAA
This is a messenger RNA of Thyridium curvatum, 1236 nucleotides long. RefSeq lists its product as uncharacterized. The record is from RefSeq and is a predicted model, not a curated record. Bases 1 to 1236 code for a protein of 411 amino acids. Lineage: Eukaryota; Fungi; Ascomycota; Sordariomycetes; Thyridiales; Thyridiaceae. Gene Ontology annotation, biological process: fungal-type cell wall polysaccharide metabolic process. Gene Ontology annotation, cellular component: fungal-type cell wall. The transcript has a single exon.